Ramularia collo-cygni is the source of this 1539-nucleotide messenger RNA. Its product is annotated as related to nicotinamide mononucleotide permease. The transcript has 8 exons. Lineage: Eukaryota; Fungi; Ascomycota; Dothideomycetes; Mycosphaerellales; Mycosphaerellaceae. The record is from RefSeq and is a predicted model, not a curated record. The coding region runs from base 1 to 1539 and encodes 512 amino acids. Gene Ontology annotation, cellular component: plasma membrane. Gene Ontology annotation, molecular function: transmembrane transporter activity. Gene Ontology annotation, biological process: transmembrane transport.
AUGCGGAUCCCCUUCCUCGCGCAGAAGCCGACAGCUUCGUCUCUGCCACCUUCCCCUCAUGCCGAUGAGAAGACCCAACACUACCAGAACUAUCCCGGCGCAAACGAUGCAUACCCCGUCACUAGCCACUACGAUGAUCACCUUCAUGUUCAAUGUCCACCGCACACUACCGAGAGAAAACUAUUAAUGAAAAUUGACCUUCACGUCAUACCAGUACUGUGUAUUCUCUACCUGUUGGYCUUCCUGGACCGUGUCAACAUCUCAAAUGCCAAUGUAUUUGGUCUUUCCAAAGAUCUCAAGCUCAAGGGUAAUGAAUACAACACGGCGCUCGUGAUAUUCUUCGUCCCGUACAUACUGCUGGAGAUCCCGUCGAACGUUCUACUGAAGAAAUUCAAGCCCCAUGUCUGGCUCAGUGCCAAUAUGGCUUUGUUCGGACUCGUGACCUUCGCACAGGGGUUCGUUACUAGCUACUCUGGACUGCUUGCGACUCGAUUCUUCCUCGGUGUCUUCGAAGCGGGGAUGUUUCCGGGGUGCUUUUACAUAGUAGGUAUGUGGUAUCGGCGACAUGAAGCUCAAAAGAGAUACACUUUCUUCUUCAGCUCGACCACGCUGGCGGGAGCAUUUGGUGGUUUGCUGGCUGCUGCGAUAGGGAAGAUGUCAGGUAUUCACAACUACGCCGGAUGGAGAUGGCUUUUCAUACUGGAGGGAGGACUCACAUUCGUUGUGGGAAUUGCCUUCUUUUUCGUGAUCCCUWCCUUCCCUGAGCAGGCGAAAUGGCUCAAUCAGGAAGAAAAGGAGUACGUUGCUGCCAGACUACGCAUCGACCAAGGAAAAUCUGCUGUCGAGCGCUCGAUAAAGCUCAAAGAUGUUGGGAGAGUUUUCAAAGACUUCAAAGUUGUCGUUGCUGGGUUCAUGUACUUCGGACUUGUUGUACCUGCAUACAGCUAUGCGUACUUUGCCCCGGGUAUCAUCCAGACCUACGGCUACAGUCCGAUCCAGACGCAACUUCGCUCCGUACCGCCUUGGKCAGCGGCGUUUGGAUUCGCAAUGUUACUUGCUACAUUGUCAGACGCRUCAAAACAUCGAUUUGCGUAUGCAGUCUUCGCCAUUUGUGUUGGUAUCGUGGGAUUCGCCAUCCUGAUCAGCGUUCACGACAACACKAACCUGCAGUACGGCGCUCUAUUCCUCAUCACAAGCGGCGUGUACAGUGCCAUGCCAAUCGUCGUCUGCUGGUUUAACAUGAAUCUGGGCGGUCACCAUAGGCGAUCCGUGGGCAGUGCAUGGCAGGUCGGGUUCGGUAACAUUGGCGGCAUUGUUGCAGUCUUCAGCUUCCUGAAGGAAGACGGGCCAAAGUUCAUCCCAGGGUUUUCCAUCUGCAUCGCCUUCACCAUCUUGAGUAUUGUUGCUUGCAUCAUCUACGGCACUGCAUGUUAUUUGGAGAACAGGCAAAAGGAUAGCGCAGGAGUCGAUCCCAAUUUGACGGAAGAGCAGAAGACAGGGAUGGGCGACAAGAGUCCCGAGUAUCGUUACCUCUUGUAA